UUGCGGAGCGCGGCCGGGAUGCGAGCCCUCUGCUAGCCCCGGGCCAGGAGGCUUGGCAUCCAACCCCGAGGACUGGCACCCGGCGGGCACGGGGCCGCAGCUCCCCUGGACAGCGCCAGCGCCCUCGCCACCUCUUGCCCGUCCCCCCCCGGCCGGUCCUUGCCCGUGCCCCCCCGGCCGGUCCUUGCCCGUGCCCCCCGCGCGGGGCUGGCAUCGCCUGCCAGGUGGGCACGGGCUGGCGCGGCCGGGCGCCCGGGGGUCGGAGGAGGACGACGACGACGAAGGGAGCCGGGCAGGGGAGCGAUGCGGCCAGCGGCCCCCAGCCGGGUGGCGACGGUGGCGGUGCCCCCGGGCACGGGAGGAGCGCCGGGCGUGUUCCUGCUGGCAGUGCUGCUGCUGAGCUGCCUCCCGGAGCUGGGCAGAGCCGGGCUCGAGUUUGGUGACACCCUGCCGGACUCCUUCCCGUCGGCCCCAGCCGAGCCCCUCCCCUACUUUCUGCAGGAGCCGGGGGAUGCCUACAUCGUCAAGAACAAGCCCGUGGAGCUGCUGUGCCGCGCCAGUCCAGCCACCCAGAUCUACUUCAAGUGUAAUGGCGAGUGGGUGAACCAGAAUGGCCACCUCACCAAGAAGAGCCUGGACCAGGGCACUGGUCUGCUGGUGCGUGAGGUCCAGAUCGAGGUGUCCCGCCAACAGGUGGAGGAGCUGUUUGGGCUGGAGGACUACUGGUGUCAGUGUGUGGCCUGGAGCUCUGCCGGAACCACCAAGAGCCGUCGCGCCUACGUCCGCAUCGCCUACCUGCGGAAGAACUUCGACCAGGAGCCCCUGGGGAAGGAGGUGCCCCUGGAACACGAGGUCCUGCUCCAGUGCCGCCCUCCGGAAGGGGUGCCCCCGGCUGAGGUGGAGUGGCUAAGGAACGAAGACAUCAUCGACCCAGCCCUGGACACCAACUAUCUGCUCACCAUCGACCACAACCUCAUCAUCCGCCAGGCCCGGCUGGCGGACACCGCCAAUUACACCUGUGUGGCCAAGAACAUCGUGGCCAAGCGCCGUAGCACCACGGCCACCGUCGUGGUCUAUGUGAAUGGAGGCUGGUCCACAUGGUCGGAGUGGUCCUCGUGCAACAACCGCUGUGGGCGCGGCUGGCAGAAGCGCACCCGGACCUGCACCAACCCGGCCCCGCUCAACGGUGGCACCUUUUGUGAGGGCCCAUCUUUCCAGAAGGUUGCCUGCACCACCAUGUGUCCAGUAGAUGGAGCCUGGACUGAGUGGAGCAAGUGGUCAGCAUGUAGCACAGAGUGCACGCACUGGAGGAGCCGGGAGUGCACGGCCCCAGCUCCCCAGAACGGGGGGCGAGACUGCGGUGGCCUGCUGCUCGACUCCAAGAACUGCACCGACGGCCUGUGCAUGCAGAAUAAGAGAGUUCUAAGCGAACCCAAAGGUGACCUGCUGGAGGUCACAGGGGAUGUGGCACUCUACGCUGGGCUGGUGGUGGCUAUAUUCGUCUUCCUGGUCAUCCUCAUGGCCGUCGGGGUGGUCGUGUACCGGCGUGGCCGCCGGGACUUCGACACCAACAUCACCGACUCAUCCGCUGCCCUCACCGGUGGCUUCCACCCAGUCAACUUCAAGACCGCUCGGCACAACACUCCACAGCUGCUGCACCCAUCCAUGCAGCCGGACCUGACGGCCAGCGCUGGCAUCUAUCGCGGGCCCACAUGUGCUCUGCAGGACCCCGCUGACAAGAUCCCCAUGACCACCUCGCCCCUGCUCGACCCCCUGCCCAACCUCAAGAUCAAGGUGUUCAGCACCCCCGUGGUCCCUGGCCUGCCUGAUGGGGCCGACUUGCUGGGGGGGGUGCCCUCGGGCCCCUACCUGGGAGAGGACCCGCCUUUCCUGAAUGUGCGGAGCAGGAUGCUGGGCUCGCAGACCCUCCUCGGCUCCCCCAGGGAGCACGGGCUCGGCGCCAGUGGGACCUUCGGCUGCCUCGGUGGACGACUUACUGUUCCAGACACAGGGAUCAGCCUGCUGGUACCCAAUGGGGCCAUUCCCCAGGGAAAGUUCUACGAGAUGUACCUGAUCAUCAACAAAGCCGAGAACACCCUCUCUCCUGUGGAAGGUACCCAGACAGUAUUGAGCCCCAUGGUGACCUGUGGGCCCACCGGGCUGCUCCUGUGCCGCCCGGUCAUCCUCACCGUCCCUCACUGUGCAGACGUCAGCUCCCCGGACUGGAUUUUCCAGUUGAAGACGCAGUCGCAUCAAGGGAACUGGGAGGAAGUCGUGACGCUGGGUGAGGAGACCCUCAACACCCCAUGCUUCUGCCAGCUGGAGGCCAAGUCCUGCCACACCCUACUGGACCAGCUGGGCACCUACGUCUUCGUUGGGGAGUCUUGCUCCCGCUCUGCCGUCAAGAGGCUCCAGCUGGCCAUCUUUGCCCCCGCCCUCUGCACCUCCCUGGAAUACAGCCUCAGAGUGUACUGCUUAGAAGACACUCCGGAUGCACUGAAGGAAGUGCUGGAGCUGGAGCGGACGCUGGGCGGGUACCUGCUGGAGGAGCCCAAGCCGUUACUCUUCAAGGACAGCUAUCACCACCUGAGGCUCUCCAUCCACGACAUCCCGCACACCCAGUGGAGGAGCAAGCUGCUGGCCAAAUUCCAGGAAAUUCCCUUCUGCCACAUCUGGAGCGGCACCCAGAAGGCCCUGCACUGCACCUUCACCCUGGAGCGGUUCAGCCUGGCAUCCUCCGAGCUCACCUGCAAGAUCUGCGUGCGGCAGGUGGAGGGGGAGGGACAGAUAUUCCAGCUGCACACGACGCUGGCCGAGACGGCCGCCGGUUCCCUGGACGCCUUCUGCUCAGCCCCAAGUGUGUCCGGGACCACCCAGCUGGGGCCUUACGCCUUUAAGAUCCCCAUGUCCAUCCGCCAGAAAAUCUGCAACAGCCUAGACGCCCCCAAUUCCCGGGGCAACGACUGGAGGUUGCUGGCCCAGAAGCUCAGUAUGGACCGGUACCUGAACUAUUUUGCCACCAAAGCCAGCCCCACUGGGGUAAUCCUGGACUUGUGGGAAGCCCUGCACCAGGAUGAUGGAGACCUCAACACCCUGGCAGGUGCCUUGGAAGAGAUGGGCAAGAGCGAGAUGCUGGUGGUCAUGGCAACGGAAGGCGACUGCUGAGACGGUCCCCAGCUCUCUGGAUCCUGAUGGGUGUGUGGGCCUCCUGAAAAGAGACAGAUGGACUUGGGGGUGGAUGGGUGAGGAGGAGGAGGAAGAGACAGGGCAAAGGGCUGAGGCUCAGAAGAAAACAGGAAUGGAGAGAUUAUCUCUCUGUUCUCCAGUCCCCUCUUCCUUCUCUUCCUCCUUUUCUCCCAGAUUCCUAUCCUCCUUAGAGAUGACACCUGCAAUUGGUAGAAGAUCCAAGCACCCCUGGGUACUCUCUCCCCAACCCCCGCCCCCGCCCCAACAGCCGUGCUCAGCCAGAGAUCUGUAGGUGUCGGGUUAGGGUAUCCUGUGUUAUAGAUCUCUUCCUCCUCUUUCUCCUUUACCCUUCUCCUUUGAAGAUUCAAACUGCAAUCUAGACAAACUGCUUUCUCCUGUCCAAAAACCUCCAAACAGCUAGAAAAGCUAAGAGAAGAAGGAUUAAGAAAAACAAUCCAGAAGAAAAAAAAGAGGAAAAAAGAAACCAGUUUCUUAGGAAACGCAGAUUAUUUAUUAUCCAGAUCUUUGGAUGAACCCUUUUUAAGAAAAAAAAAAAGAGAAAAAGAAAAUGAAAAAAAAAAAAAGCCAAAAGUUGAAAACUGUUUUAUUGAGCGGGUGAAAGGAGUGAGUGCAUGGAGGCUGGGUGGGAAAGUAGGCUGCCUGGUUCUAGAGUAAGUGUGGCACCAAGGGGCAGAGGCAGAGAGAGACAGAGAAUUCUCCUUACCUGCGACUCAGACUCAGCAGCUGUGAAAUGCUCCUGGCAGGGAAAGUUUGAGAAUGCCGGCCACGGGGCAGAGCGGGAUUAAGCCAUUUGCUAUCCGAUGUAUCUCUGAAUGGGCCAGCUAGCCGAUCCACAGCCCUGGGCCACAGUAGCCAGUGGCCCAGAGAGCGGAUCAGAGUGUCUCUGCAGAGGUGGGGAAAAGGAGCUGGCCGAGCGUGCUGUGGCCAGCUUCUCUGUGGAUCAGCAGCCCUGCUUCCUCCCUGGAGGCUGAGACCUCUGUGUGAUGGAGGCUGGGGCAUGGGUCUCACUUCCCGCCACUCCCGAGUUUUGCAGGCUGUGGAAGAGAAUGGGGCCAGCCCGCCAUUCCCCUGUCCUUUGGCCAUGACUCGUCCAGCCUGGGAGUCUGAGCCCAGGAAAUAUCCGGGCUCAUCAUUGGGCCCUGGGCCUGCCCCUUUCAGGUCUGCAGCAUCAAACCUCCUGGACAAGGUUGGUGCAGAGGGAAAGCCCCACUUGGACACUGGCCAUUGACUUCAGGACCCAUUAGUCCCAGCAGGCCACUGGCCUCAGCUGGCCUCCCUGACUCCCAAGGCCUGAAACCUUUAACAGGCUGAGACUAGGAGGGGACUCCACCUGGGCAGACCUAUCCAGGGACCCUUGUCUGAGCUGUGCUUGAAUGGGUUUGGGCACUUUGGUGGGGGUUGACCCAGGCAAUUAGGGAAGGGGGCAGGGAAUGCUCUACUUUUUUCUCCUCCCUUCCCUGGGCUCAGAGCAAAGUUGAAGGAGCAGGAGGAAGUAACCAAGUCUGAAAGGCCAUUGCAGGGAAGACCACUGCAUCCGUCUUGGUUGGAGAAAGGCCAGCAGAUAAGGACAUCCAAAGGCUCAAGGCCCCUUCAAACCCUGGGCCAGCUCCCCUAGGUUCAUCCAUCCAAGGUAGCUUUUCCUCUGCACCCCCGCCCCCACCUGGGAGUGCUGGGGACGAGACCUCGGGCGUCCUGCAGGGAACCACGGGGGAAGAGCUAGCGGGGGCGGGGAGGUGUGGAGAGAGACCAGCUCAAAGGCCAUGCUCAGUUUUACAAGCCCGGGAUUGGCAAUGCUGACCAGAGCCUCGUCUUUCCCAGCUCUGAUCUCCGCUUGCCCCAUGAUUCCCUCCUCCAAGCUCCUUCCCCAGAUAGCCCCACUCUUGUAGGGAGGGGGAAAUGCCAGAAGGUCUUCGAAGAACCCCAGGUGAACCACUCUCCUUCACCCCCCCCCGGCUUCAGUCCAGCCCACCCUCCCCCUGCCCACUGGAUUCCCAGCCCGAACCUAUGGGGAGGGCAUAAGCACUGCUGGGAGGAGAGGCGGAGAACCGGUGGGCUCCGCUCCCUUCGGGGCCAGGUUGGGCUUUCCCUUUCUCCCUCCUGAGCCCACCUCAGGAGCGCACCUGGAAAUCCAGCCUAGACCCCGGCCCCUCCCUCAGAGCCCCCCGGGGCCCCUGCCUUCUGGCCCAGAUUCUGUUGGUUGCCCCGGCCCAGCUGGCUAAUUACCCGGUAAUCGCCUGGUAUUUAUUAUUUACAGGGCAAUAAACAGAGGAGUAUUUCUGCCCUCAAACCCGAGUGCGAGCGCUACGCGGUAAUUAGUUCUGGGGCUGCUCACUGCUAUUAUCCCGGAACCUGCGGGAACACGUAUUUCUGUGCAGUUCCUGGGAGCUCACCCCAGUGCCCCAAACCCAGAGCCCUUUGAAAUGCUGCUAAUUUAAAGAAGGUUUUGGUUUUUUAUGAUGCGUGGUCCCGGCUGGUGUCUGAGUCUGUGCCGCCACUGCCGCCGUUGCAUAAACGUGGCCGUGGGUUUGGGGUUUUAUUGCCAUUCUCACCAAAGGCAGCUGCUGGCGGUGGAAGAGGGAGUUGGGGGCGGGGGUGAUGUGGGGAGCGGGACAGCGCUUGCCUCUGAAACCUCCUGACUCUUCCUUCUCAGGGUGGGAUGGGACCAGGCCUGAACAGAAGAGGGGGGCUAGGGCUCUUUGAUGUGUGCAUGUGUGUGUGUGUGAGUCUGUGUGUGUGAGCACCCAUCACAGGCUCUGAGGCCUAGGGCCCUGGACUCUGCUCCCACAGAGCAUGCUAGGGUGACCCUCAGGGUCUUUGGCCCCCAUGGAGGCCAGGGCUCCCAGCUGGGUCAGGCUGGGGGAGGACAAAGGGAGAGGGGACCAGUGAGGGGAGGAGCUCCACGGCCCUAUUUCAGAAGUAGCAGGUGGAGCUCCCGAGGAGGUUGAAAGAACAUGGGCACCUCAGAUUGAUUAUUCCUCCUUGAAAUGGUACACAAGCUCCCCUCAGCCUGAUUUCUUCCAUGGAAAUGACAGACAAAACACCCUGCUCCCUGUCUUCUCCUUGCCCCGAGCCUUGGUUCUGACUACAGCAUAUUUGGAAAGUGGUGGACUGACAGCUUCCUGCCAGUGGCAUGGGCUCCCAGCUCCCCACGCACCCUGGGGCCAUCUAGAGAGUCCAUUCUCCAUACUCUGACCUGUGGUUCCCUGCUUGUUUCCAGGGGGAAGCAGGGGGUCCCAGCCAGCAGAAUUAGCUCCUCUCUGGAGGAAGGGGGUCAGGCCUACCGGGAAUGGGGAGGGAGUCCCACGGGAGGCCAUUUGGAGGUCCAGCUCCACUUCCGGUGUGACUGCCGACACCAUGUUUUCCAGCCUUGAACAAAGAGCAGAUCAUGGCCUGCUCCUACCUCGGUGGCGGGAGGUUGCCACAGCCAGAUCGGCUUCCUCGGAAAGCUAAGCUGGCCCCCACUGGAUGACUUUCAAGGCUGCUCUCUGCUCGCUCGGGCCAGGAUGGCACGUGGCCUUCAAAUGGGGAAUCUGACAGGGGAGGGGAUGUGACCUCCUCUGGUAGUUGGGGUGGGCGGAGGUCUUCCCUGUUUGAUACCUGUGGAGGGGCCUGACUCAGCUAGGUGAGGGGGUCAGAGGGUGAGGCAGGGUGUGUGGGCACCAUGCCUAACACUGGGAUGAGUGAUGUGCAGCUGGUCAGAGAGCCUGAGUGAGGCAGGGGUCUGCACACCUUCUCCCCCUUGAGCUCUGUUUUCAGGGUCAGGAGGUUGGGAGAGGGUGGGAUCCUUUCUCUCACAGAUAGCAGGAUCAGAGUCUCCAUGUACUAUGUGCCUCUCUCUCUCGCUGUCUCUCUCUUGCUCUCUCUUUCUCUCUUAUUCUCUCUGUCUCUUUCUCUCUGUGUCUCUUCCUCUGGUGGAUCAGGGUUAGCAAGGCGGGGGCUUUCCCCAAUCUGUGCGAGACCUGGCAGGCACCCCCGAGGCCAGGGGGCAGAGGCAGGCUGUCUCCCCGGGCUGGGCAGACCCCACCGAAGCACAGUCGGCGGGGCAACCCUCUCCCGGUGGAUAGGACGGUGCUGCUGCUUGGUGUUCUCUUUUCAUAUUUAUACGCUGGGGGAAGGCUUGGUGAUGGCACCUGCCCCCGCCUCUGUUUAUUCUGUACACUCAGACCUGUAAAUAAAGUUUAGCAUUCCGAUUGUAACAGAUUAAUUAAUUUUUAUGCGAUAAAUUAUAUUUCCUAGUCUAAUAAAAAAAUUAAAACAA
Molecule: messenger RNA, 7465 nt
Organism: Ornithorhynchus anatinus (platypus)
Lineage: Eukaryota; Metazoa; Chordata; Mammalia; Monotremata; Ornithorhynchidae
Gene: UNC5B
Product: unc-5 netrin receptor B
Exons: 17
Coding region: 304-3165 (953 amino acids)
Biological process (GO): netrin-activated signaling pathway; anterior/posterior axon guidance
Cellular component (GO): membrane
Molecular function (GO): protein binding; netrin receptor activity
Source: RefSeq, a predicted model, not a curated record